AUGCCCCUCCUAAGACACAAUCUCUUCUUCUCAUUCACUAUCAUCAUCAUCAUCAUCAUUUCAUUUGUUGCUUGUAAUAGCAACUUGCAAAAGGACCCACUUAUUGCUAUAUACGUUGAUAAUUCACCCUCCAAUGAUGAUGAUGGCGGUGAUACAUUAUUAUUCAAAAACAUGAUCAAGAAAAAUACAAAUAGUUUUUUGAGCUUAAACAAGUUUGAUGGAACUUCAUCACAUAAGUUAGAAAUUGUUAAUGUCAAUGAUUAUGGUGCUAAAGGUGAUGGUUAUUCAGAUGACACACAGGCAUUCAAGAAGGCUUGGGAAGUAGUAUGUUCUUCAAGAGAAUCAGUUUUUGUGGCACCUGAAGAUAAUAAUUAUUUACUCAAACCAAUUAGAUUCUCUGGUCCUUGCAAAUCUAACAUAACAGUUCAGAUAUUUGGAAAUCUUGAAGCAUCAGAUAAACUAUCAGAUUACAAGGAUGAUAAAAGACAUUGGCUUAUAUUUGAUAGUGUUCAAAAACUAUUAGUUAAUGGUGGUGGAACCAUUAAUGGAAAAGGAAACAUAUGGUGGAAAAACUCAUGCAAAAGGAACAAAAAGAAACCUUGCAAGGAUGCUCCAACGGCUCUAACAUUUUAUAAUUGCAAGGACUUGAUAGUUCAAAAUUUGAAGAUAAAAAAUGCACAACAAAUUCAUGUUUCAUUCCAAGAUUCGAAUAAUAUUACAGUUUUUAGUCUCAACGUGUCAUCACCUGAAGAUAGUCCUAAUACCGAUGGGAUUCAUGUCACCAACACACAAAAUAUCAAAAUAUCUAGCUGCGUCAUAGGAACAGGUGAUGAUUGUAUAUCAAUUGUACAUGGAUCUAGGAACGUAGAAGCCACAAAUAUAACUUGUGGACCUGGCCAUGGCAUCAGUAUUGGAAGUUUGGGUGCUGGAAAAUCCAAAGAAUUUGUUACUGGAGUAAUAGUAAAUGGAUCUAAGAUUUCUGGAACUAAAAAUGGAGUUAGAAUUAAGACAUGGCCGGGAGGUUCAGGAAAUGCUAGCAAUAUAAAAUUUCAGAACAUUGAAAUGGACAAUGUGACCAACCCUAUAAUAAUAGACCAAAAUUACUGUGACAAGAAAAAAAAACCAUGCAAAAAAUCGAACUCUGCGGUCCAAAUUAGCGAUGUGUUGUACGAGAAUAUAAUAGGUACAAGUGCUUCUGAUGUAGCGGUGAAGUUUGAUUGCAGCAAGAAAUUUCCAUGCAAGGAUAUAGUAAUGCAGAACAUAGAUUUGCAGUACGAAGAAGAAGGAGGAGAAGAAGGAGAAGGUGCUAAGGCUUUAUGCGACAAUGUUGAUUUGAGCUACAUAGGGCAUGUUAUGCCUCGUUGCUACUCAUAA
Molecule: messenger RNA, 1374 nt
Organism: Vicia faba (fava bean)
Lineage: Eukaryota; Viridiplantae; Streptophyta; Magnoliopsida; Fabales; Fabaceae
Source: the annotation of a GenBank genome assembly